Glarea lozoyensis ATCC 20868 is the source of this 441-nucleotide messenger RNA. RefSeq lists its product as uncharacterized. Bases 1 to 441 code for a protein of 146 amino acids. The transcript has 2 exons. Lineage: Eukaryota; Fungi; Ascomycota; Leotiomycetes; Helotiales; Helotiaceae. The record is from RefSeq and is a predicted model, not a curated record.
AUGUCUCCUGCAAUUGCAAAAGUCAAUAAAGUCUCCUACGCGCCUAAUGAGGAUGCUUUAGAUCAAAUUAUUGUUACGAACCCCCUACCGACAUUCUCAUCAACACCCAGUCCGGGACAGCCUGGUCACAUUACCUAUAUGAUAACAUUACUUUUCUGUCUCCUACUCUCAAUAUGGGCAUCAGUAACCCGCCUUUCUUCACUUUGCCAAACCCAUUCUCCUAGUCAAUUAACCAUGGCCCAUUACACCGUCAUUCUAACGUAUCUGCUUACUAGUGUAUACUGUAUCGGUAGCACUGUUCUCUACUUCGGAUACAGGAUUGUUGAUCCAGCAAACUGUCAUACGGCCAUCCAUCUCGGUCUCGCAUUUUAUAUCUUUCAGAAAUUUUUGGGGUACUUGUUCCUUGCUGAGCGGGCGCACUCAGUUGAAGCACACUCAUAA